This is a messenger RNA of Antechinus flavipes (yellow-footed antechinus), 4699 nucleotides long. RefSeq names its product RNA polymerase II associated protein 1 (gene RPAP1). Gene Ontology annotation, cellular component: nucleus. The transcript has 25 exons. NCBI's taxonomy places the organism in Eukaryota, Metazoa, Chordata, Mammalia, Dasyuromorphia, Dasyuridae. Gene Ontology annotation, biological process: transcription by RNA polymerase II. The coding region runs from base 138 to 4316 and encodes 1392 amino acids. The record is from RefSeq and is a predicted model, not a curated record.
AGUGGAAGUGAUUGCUAUUGCGGGGCAAGAUGGCGGCGCCCAGCGGGGCCUAGAGCAGGGACUCUUGUGUGGCUCCUGCCUGGGAAUAAGAAGAGAACACCAGAGUCUGGAUUGGAUCUCAGUGUUGCAGUGACAAAAUGCUGUCCAGACCAAAGCCAGGAGAGUCCGAGGUAGACUUGUUGCAGUUCCAGAAUCAGUUCAUUUCUUCAGGGGCCACCCCAGCUGUACGAAUAGUGAAGAAGGCAAACAAGAAGGGCAGAUAUGCUGAUGAGGAACUGCCCAUUCUGCAGGAUCAAAGAGACGUGGUGACGUUAGACAACCUUCCAGAUUUACCCCCCACUCUGGUUCCUGGUCCCCCAAAGAGGGCCAAGCCCAGUCCUCGCUUCACACUGCCUGAGAACCAGGAUGCUGAGGAGAGGCUAGAUCAGCAUGAUCGGCACAUCACGGCUGUCUUCACUAAAAUCAUUGAACAUGAUACCAGGGCAAUGACUGUGACUCUGCCUCUUCCCAGUGGAGUGGCUUUUCCCCGUGUCUUCCAUCGUUCCCAGAAAGGCAUCCAGGGAAAAAUAGCAACAUCUGGAAAGAAAAGUAUUUUUGCACAGGAGAUUGCAGCGAGAAGGAAUGCUGAGGCAAACAGCACACCAAUGGAGGUGACCGUACCUGCCCAGGGCCAACAGGAAGGAACUCUGAUAUCCAAGAAACUAGAAUUUGAGGAACAGGGCUCAUGUAUUCCAGAGACUGGCAAGAGUUUCCAGGGGCCCCAGCUCAUCACUGGAGAGGGCCUCCAAUGUCAGAAUGCCCAGCAUGAGAUCCAGACCAUCCAUGAGGAGAACCUGGCAAAGCUGCGUGCCUUGGGCCCAGAAGAACUCCUUCAGGAGCAACAGAGGCUGCUGACCCAGCUAGAUCCCAGCGUGAUUGCUUUCCUAAAGUCUCGCCGCAGCACCAAUGGUCAUACAGGAGUGGAAAGUUUGGAAGAGCAGAAGUCGGGGACCAUGGCUCAUGAGACCCCUGAAGAGGAACCAAUGGGGUCACCCCCUCCCAGUGGGUGGAAACAGCCAAAGCUGGCUGCCUCAGCCCCAGAAUUGCCUGUGACCCCGCACAAAGAGUGGCUUCACAUGGACACUGUGGAGCUGGAAAAGCUUCAGUGGACGCAGGAUCUGCCUCCGCUCCGGCGGCAAAAAACACAGGAGGGAAUGAAGCAGGCACGUUUUGGGCUCCAGGGAGAGCUGCUGGCCCCUGAUGCUGACCUCCCCACUCAUCUGGGCCUGCAUCAUCAUGGCGAGGAGGCGGAGAGAGCAGGAUAUUCCCUUCAAGAGAUAUUCCAUUUGGCCCGAAGUCAGAUCUCCCAGCAGAGAGCUCUGGCCCUGCAGGUGUUGGCCCGAAUCAUCUCUAAAGCCCAGGCAGGUGAAUUUGGGAGUCAGCUGACAGAUAGUGUCCUGCGCCUUCUGUUGGAUGCUGGUUUCCUCUUCCUCCUGCGUUUUUCCCUGGAUGACAGUGUGGACAGUGUUAUUGCAGCAGCCAUGUGGGCACUGCGGGCCCUGUUGGUGGCCCCUGGAGAUGAGGACCUCCUGGACAGCACCUUCUCCUGGUACCAAGGAGCGGCUGUAUUUUCCCUAAUGCCAUACCAAGAAGAGGAGGAGGAGGAGGAUGAAGAAGCCCCAGCAGAAAAAGCAAGAAAGAGCUCCCAAGAGACCCGGCCCCCCCCAGAUCUGGCCCGACAUGAUGUUAUCAAGGGUCUCCUGGCUACUCAGCUGCUACCUAGACUUCGAUACCUACUGGAGGUGACCUGUCCCUCCCCCACUGUGGUCCAGGACAUCCUUGCUGUGCUGAUCCGAGUGGCCCGGCACUCUCUAGAGUCAGCCACAAAGGUGCUGCAGUGUCCUCGGCUGAUAGACACGGUGGUUCAGGAGUUCUUGCCCUCGAGCUGGUUGCCUGUGGGGGAAGGGCCAAUUUCCCGCCUGCAUGGCGUGCCCUGCGCUGCUGCCAUGAAGCUGCUCCGAGUCCUGGCAUCAGCUGGCAGGAAUAUUUCUGCCCGCUUGAUGAGCGGUUUCGAUCUUCGAAGUCGCCUGUGUCGCUUUGUGUCUGAGGCUCCCCAGGAAUUGGCCAUGCCCAUCCAGGAGGCUGAGCAGCUGUGCACUGAAUCCUUUCGGCUCUGGGCAGUAGCUGCUACUUAUGGCCAGGGUGGAGACCUCUACAGAGAGCUCUACCCAGUGCUGAUUCAAGCCCUUCAGGCUGUGCCCCAGGAGUUGAGCAUCCAGCCCCACAGCCGACUUGCCAUGCUUCGAAUCUCAGCCUUAAUUACUCUGCUCACCCGCUUGAUCCAGGCUUCAAGCAGCAACAGCACAGAGCUCCAAGACCCAGCCAGAAAUAACCCCGUCGAGUCCAAUCCAUCACCUGUCCCUCCCUCCAUCACUUGGGUGCAAGUAUCUGGGCUCCGUCCCCUCCUAGAACCAAUUCUUCGGCAAGUUCUGAAGGAGCUGCCCCGGCCUGAUGCCUGGAAGGCCCUGGCCCCAUUGCCCACUGCCUGCCUGCUCUACCUAGCAGCCCAUUAUCAGGCCUGGAGUCAACAGCCAAAACUAUGUCCUGGAGAGUGUCUUCAGGAUGUGGAGCGACUUACAAAGGAGUUGGUAUUGCCCCUGCUGAGUCAGCCUGCUUUUCAGGGCCUAUGGGAUUCACUCAGGCCCUGCUCCCCCCUCUGCAAUCCGCUGUCCUGCGCCCCAGCCCCUGAGUCCAUCCCUAGCCUUGUCUCCCUGGGUUGUGUGGGAGGCUGCCCCCCACUCAGCCUGGCUGGACCAUCUUCAGCCUUCCCUUUCCUCACUUCCCUCCUCUGUCUUCUCAAUGUUCUGACCCGAAUCCACAAGGGGCUCUGUGGCCAGCUUGCUCCAGUGUUGGCUACCCCGGGGCUCCAGGAUUACUUGCUUUUUUGUGGAACGCCCUCUCCUGUUCCCCGACUCACCCCCUACUUUGCAUGGGCUCUGAGACAUGAGUACCAUCUACUAUACCUGGUGCUCUCACUGGCACAGAGAAUGGCCGAGCUCAGGCCAGAUCCCAGCCCAGACGCCAUCCUCCAUCACACUGUGGCGCUGACGCUCCUGCGUCACCUGCUGCCGGGCAGCGAGUACCUGGCCCACCAGCUGCUGCUGGGCUCCAUCUUCCUGCCAGAAUUUCUCCCGGAAGGAGCUUCAGGGGGACCAGAGGCAGCCGACUUUUCUGACAAGCUAACCCUGGGCAGCGGCGGGAGGCCUGGAUCAGGACGAGGGGCCCUCCUGGCAGAAGCAUGCCGGGACCUUCCCAGCAUCCGUGGCUGCUAUCUGGCACAUUGCAAACUGCCCGGCCCUGCCUUGCUGCAUUCCCAGGCCUUGUACCAGGCAGAACCCCUUCACAUUCCUUCAUUGCUACUCCCUGUGCCAAAGGAGCCUCUGCUGCCUGUGGAUUGGCCCUUCCUCCCCCUCAUUCACCUCUACCACCAGGCCUCUGGCCCUGGCGCUGAGGCCUUCUCCCCCAGCUCCUUGGGCACAGCAACCCGUGCCCUGCAGUGGGUGCUGGUCCUGGAGAGCUGGCGCCCUGCCAGUCUCCAGGCGGUUCCUCCUGCUGCCCGUCUGGCGAGGCUCAUGUGUGUAUUCCUUGUGGACAGUGACCUGUUCCGUGAGGCCGCCAUCCAGCAAUACAUCACAGCUCUGCUUGCCCAGCUUUGCCGGCCCCAGGCACUGUCUCUCCUAAAGCUGGACUGUCCCUUGCCUGGUCUGGCCUCCUUCCCGGAUCUCUACGCCAGCUUCCUCGAGCAUUUUGAAGCCGUCUCCUUUGGGGACUCUCUCUUUGGCACCCUGGUUCUGCUCCCCUUGCAGCGCAGAUUCAGCGUCACUUUACGCCUUUCUCUUUUUGGGGAACAUGUGGGAGCCCUUCGAGCCCUCGGACUGCCCCUCGCACAGUUGCCUGUAUCCCUGGAAAACUACACAUCUCCCCCUGAAGACAACCUGGAGCUCCUCAAACUCUAUUUCCAAGCCCUGGUAAUGGGCACCCUCUGCCCACACUGGUGUCCAGUGCUCUAUGCUGUGGCCGUGGCCCAUGUUAAUAGCUUCAUCUUCUCCCAGGACCCAAAGAGCUCAGACAUGGUGAUAGCUGCUAGCAAGUGGAUGCUUCAGAAGACUUGGCUGCUGACCAAUGAGUGUCUCAAGCAACACCUUCUCUUCUACAAGCUCCCCAAUGUGGCCCUGCCUGAGGGCUUUGAGCUGUACACUCAGUUGCCUGCCUUGCGACAAAACCACCUUCAGAAUGUAACCAGUGGACUACUCCAGGAUGGGGGGCCAGAGUCUUAGUGCCACGGCCUGCAGGUGGUCCCCUGAUCAUGCUCUCCUGAGACUCAAAGAGGUGUUUGUUCUCCUAAGUAUGUACAGAUGUUUUUGAUGUCCUGGAGAGAUGUAAUUCCUAGAAUCAAUCAAAAGAAAAAACUUGUCCUGCAGAGACAAGAGCAGGAGGCCUUCCUCCAGCCCUGCGGGGAACCUGGUGGCCUGAGGGACUUAGCUCCCUUCCACAGGCUUGGGUCUCACUCCUUCCUUUCCCUGAGGAUGACUGAGCCACGUUCCCUGCCCUGGUGCCGCAGCGAGAGCUGAGACGGCCUAGCUGCACUUCCUCCUCCAGGACCAAUCUGAGGGUUCAGCGGCUGUGGGUGUGCAUUGAAAUAAACCGUUUUCUUCCUUUA